AUUUUAAGAUUCAUUAUUUGUUGGUGUCUUCUAGACAUGUGGGCAGUUUUAUUAAAAUCAAAUUUGGAAAUAAACAUGUUCCUUGAUGAAUCGAAAUUAAUGUAUGAUUUAAAUUAUUGUCGUAGCUUUCAUGGAAUAUGGUAUUUUGCACCAUUGCGCCGACGAGGGGCGCGUUCCUUAGACGUAAACGGAUAGAAUGUCUCCAGCAAUUACCACUUCUAACUUAUCGCGUGUGACCUCUACGUCACGCGGCAGAUUUCGUUACGGACUUUAAUUGCAACCGUUUUAACGACAACUCUUUAUACCAGUUUGCGUGUUUCUAAUGCGUAGUCCUGCUGCUUUCAUGUCAAGAUCCGCUUCGAUGGAGGAAGAACAUUUCAGGCAAUUAGAUGUUAAAAAAUAGAAUGCCUGUUAAUUUUGUUUUUGUAAAUUAACAGACGAGUGCAUCGUGAUGAUCGUGCUGCAAGCAGAAAGCGAUUGUUUCCAAAAAAGUAAAAAAUCUUAUUUCAGAUAAGUAUAACAUGUGUAUAUAAAUGGGAUGGCACAAUCUUCGAAAGUCAUAAGUAUUAAAGAAUACUGCAUGUUCCAUAAUCAAAAUAUUAAUAUUUACAGAAUUAUUUGAAUGCAUCACUUAAUUUGCAAGAUCUCACAUGCUUUCCCAUAAAAUGUUUCAAAAGUGCAAACAAAAAUCAUGAGCAUAUUGCCAUUUGUUUUCCAAUUUUCCUCGAAGCGUCAAUACGAUUGAGUGGUCUAGAAAUAAGUUAUGUUGAAACGGAUAUAAGAAGAAAAAGAAUUAGAUAUUAUAUGCCGUACGUAAAUAAUGUAUGAAGCGAGAGAGAGAGAGAAGAAUGGCAAGUUGGAAAAAAAGAAGAGAACAGCAUCUGCCGUAGGGUCUGGGUAAUACAUUUGUUCGUUAACCGUCGCAAAGCCGUCGGGAUGAAAAAAGGAGAAUAAAAGAGGGUCAUGCUGAUGGUGUUCGUGCAAAUUUUUGUAUGAAGCGAUUCCGACGCGCGACGAUAAAAUUUACGUCACACUGGGGCGAGAGGAGAACGGUUAGGAGAAGAAGGGAGAGUGCUCUUUGGCUUGAAGAAACGAAUUAGCCAGCCGGCUUCAGACCGAUCGGGUCGACAACAUUGCCGCGGUGGGGAGGAACAAAAGUAUGGAGUAGUGGGUAGAGCACAGUGGGAGGGGUAGUGUGAUAGGCGGGGCAUAGUAGGGGAGGGGCGAGGACGUGGGCGAGACUUGUCAGUCGAAGACGUGGUGGGGGAAACUCAAAUGGGGCGGAGAGAAGUGGGUAUCCUCGUUAUUGUUCACAGUGGCGCGGAUAUCCAUGUAUUCGGAAUGUACACAGUGUCAAAUGGACCGUGAGGGCAUCUAUGUAAACAAAAUUUCGUAGAAGGUAAUAAAGAAGUUUUAUCAGUUUUCAUGCAAAAGAAUUUAUUAAAAAUAUCGUUUAUACAAAUUUACAAAUUAUUCUAAAACAUCUCCGUAAAAUAUUUGUAAUGUAUCAAUUAAGCAUUUUUAUUCACAUAUUUCUGACCAGAUUUAAUAGUAAAUAAUUUGACUUUGUGUCAAAUCGGCAAGUAGUUCUAAUAUCAUAUUGCUAUUAUUAUAAACAAGAUAUCUUUUCUCUUUCGUUUAAUACAUAUAUGUUGUGCGACCACAAAAAUACACAAGAUGUUGAUCCAACAACACAUGAUUGAUGCAAGAAGUUCCUCGAUAAUUAUCUUGUGCGUCUAAUCGUAAAUAGCAAAUAAGUUUGUUGAAGCGUGUUGAUGAAUUAGAUUAAAUUCAGCAAAAGGGAAAGAAUUAAAGAUUGACGGGUCUCGUCGCGAAACGGGAAUCCGAAGGAAGGCGCUCGUAGCAUUGAUCCGCAGGAAAUUCGCAUAGCCCCCUUCUACCCGUACCACUGCGAUAGUGGGGAUGACGGGACAGGCGGAAGGGAGUACUGUACACCUUACGCCAGUGGGCGGAGCCUUUGACCGAAGAGUUAAUAGAGAUACAAUCGAGGGUGUCUAGUGCACUGCACUCCGGACUGCGGCGUAGGAGGAGUGGAAGGACAGGGGUGAGGAGGGACAAGCGGUAAGUAGGGACCCCGGGUCCUCUAGUUUAGACAUCACUGAGCGACGGAUGGACAGCCAGUCAGACCCGUCACAGCACUCGCUGGAGUACUCGGAAACCUCGGGAAAAGCCGAUAGCAGGAGUCUCCGGUUUGGACCGGCUCCAAAGGAGCGAGCUGAUAAUUAACGCGUGGCGAGCCAUACCGGGCGCACGAGCAUUUCUGAAAGCGUCCACGUAAUUCUUUUGCGAUACAUUACGAUCACGAUGGAUUCUACGAUUACGAAGGGUUAAUCAGCAACAGAUGAUGGGAUCGUGCACUCACGAAGUGAUUCGUGCUGAGCUCCGAGGAAUGUAAGGGCACGGAUGAUGUGCUCGACAUAGUAUUGGUGACACGUGAACAGUGUUUACGAGUAAACUUUCGUUGAAUCGAACGGUUUGGAAAUUCAUAUUCAUUACGACGGACCUUUAACCCAUGCAAAAGCGGCUCGUUGACAAUAGUGAGCAGUGAAAGCAUGUGUUCUUCUCUUGACAUGAUCGCGUGGGACUAGUGCCGACUUUCUGUCUCAUCUGAUCGAACAAGGACACUUCGAUACAAGAGAUGAGUGUAGCUCUCGUGGCCAUGGGUUCGUACGCUAUACGACUGGGGGUUGACCAUCAUCAUUUUCAUCAUCCUCGCAUAUUGUCGCCACCGAGUGGCGCCCUGGUGCCGCACCAGGAUCACCAGCCAGAUCAUCAGCAGGAUACCGAGACGCCGUUGCGCUUCAGCGUUGUCAACAUCCUCAGGCCGGAAUUCGGUCGAGAGGCCAUCCUCAACACGAAGGUCACCAAGUCCAGCGGAUCUACCACCACUGCUGUUCCAGUGCAACUUCCGCGGCACAGCCCGCUUCCGUUGCCGCGUGACCUCAGCUUGUCGUCCACGCGACUGUCACCGCAGUCUCCGCAGUCGACGAGUUACUCGGUCCACAAAGAGAGGGACGCGUUCUCGUCACAUUGCGGACUUACGUCACCUUUGCAGAGGCACAACGGACUCAGCAGAAGCGGCAGUCUCGAGAGUCUUGCGUCCAGCAGAAGCUCGGUCACCAGCAGCUCGGUCACUAGCCCACCUUCCCUAUGCUCCGCAUCAUCCACGAUUGGCAGCGAUUCUCUCAACAACGACAACACGUCUGGCACCACCACCAGCACGCCGGCGAACCAAAAAAACGGCAGUAAUGGUCAGACACUGUGGCCCGCGUGGGUCUACUGCACCAGAUACUCGGACAGACCGUCCUCUGGACCGCGCACGAGACGAGUGAAACGUUCGCAGGAGGAGAAGAGCAGCUCGUCGGAAGAGAAGAGACCCAGAACGGCCUUCAGCGCCGAACAACUGGCCAGGCUGAAGCAUGAAUUCGCGGAGAAUCGAUAUCUGACGGAGCGGAGGAGGCAGCAGCUCUCACGAGAUCUCGGCCUGAAUGAGGCGCAGAUCAAGAUCUGGUUCCAGAACAAGCGGGCGAAGAUAAAGAAGUCGACCGGCCAGAAGAAUCCGUUGGCGCUCCAGCUGAUGGCACAAGGCCUCUACAACCAUUCCACCGUGCCGGUGGACGAGAACGGCGAGGAGAUCGUAACCGGAAGGAAUCAUUAAGAACUCGCACAAGUUCGGAGAGAAAUUCAGACGUAGUGACGAGUCCCAAAGAGUGGACCGACGUGUUGCUGUAGUCAUCUCUCUUGUAGAAGCCGUCGUCGGCAUUGAGCGCUGCCGACAACGAGAAAAUCGCUGAUGUAUUAUUUAUCACGGAAUUCCGUAAUGACACGCAGUCGUCAACGGUUAAAUAAAGACUGAGAAAAUUAAACAAAGAGGAUGACACGUGAGAAUGAUAGGCGGAGAAUAAUGAUAAUAGUGCAAUAUAGAAUUACCGAAGAACGAAUAUAUGUUUAACAAUAUGUUUAACGUACGUCGGUGUGGAAAGAUUAAAAGAUUUCUCAAAACUCCUUAAACAAAUCUUUAUGACCGUUUUGCAUGAGAUUGCAUAAAAGAAACGUUCACGUUUGCAAUAAAUUAUCCAGAUAUCAGGAUCUACAUAAAAAAUUAAAUUAUAUUAUACAAUUAAUUUUAGCUAGAAUGAAAAUGCAAAGGUUGUAGAAACAAGUCGAUGACUCGACUAUUAUUAAUAGUAUGCAACUAAGUACGCGCCAUGUUUUAUUUCGAUGAGCUUUGCGAGAGUUACUUUCAUCUAUCUACUGCCAGUACCUUAGAAAGGAACCUUUUUUUAUACAUGUCGCACGAUAUAAUAUCGUCAAGCAUGAUGCAAGUCAAAGUCGAGAAUAAAAUCGUUCGUAGCAUAAAAGAUCUAAAGUAUAAUAUAAAAUAUUAAAAUAUACGCGCACGCAUAGCGAGUAUAUCGUUGACUAGGAAUCAUUAAUUGAGAGCCGCUACAUUUAUGUAUUCACGUAGACACAAUUCGACUAGCGUGUAAGGUUCAUACGAGAGUUUCCUAUUGGUUUAAAUUAUUUAUUUGCAAUUAUUUAGUUGUACAUAGCGUGUAAAUAUAACUUGUGUAUAUGUACCAUAUAAAAUAUAGACUAGAGAUGCGGAUUAAUUAUACAUAUAGAAACGAUCUCACAUGUAUAUUCCAUAUUCUACUAUUUACCUAGGUACAUAUGUUAUACACAGGUAUAUGGCCAUGGAAAGUACGUGUAACGUAUAUAUCCCAGUGUUGCGCAAUAAGCGCAUGACCAUAAUAUCCCAUGUAAUCCGCUUGCAUUGCGUAGCCGAUUAAAUCGAAGUAAAAGGCAAUUUUAUCUCCU
Molecule: messenger RNA, 4842 nt
Organism: Ooceraea biroi (clonal raider ant)
Lineage: Eukaryota; Metazoa; Arthropoda; Insecta; Hymenoptera; Formicidae
Product: homeobox protein engrailed-2b
Biological process (GO): neuron differentiation; regulation of transcription by RNA polymerase II; multicellular organism development
Cellular component (GO): nucleus
Molecular function (GO): DNA-binding transcription factor activity, RNA polymerase II-specific; RNA polymerase II cis-regulatory region sequence-specific DNA binding
Source: RefSeq, a predicted model, not a curated record